Molecule: messenger RNA, 3495 nt
Organism: Anopheles maculipalpis
Lineage: Eukaryota; Metazoa; Arthropoda; Insecta; Diptera; Culicidae
Gene: Dna2
Product: DNA replication ATP-dependent helicase/nuclease DNA2
Exons: 9
Coding region: 1-3495 (1164 amino acids)
Biological process (GO): replication fork reversal
Cellular component (GO): cytoplasm
Molecular function (GO): helicase activity; 5'-flap endonuclease activity
Source: RefSeq, a predicted model, not a curated record
AUGAAGCGAAGAAUUUCUUCACCACUCAAACCACCCAACAAAAUCUUGGAAUUAGCACCGAACAAUGUAAGAUGUUUUGUUGCAAACAAAGCAAUAUGUGCUGAGUCGGUUCAAAACGAGCUAAAAGAUUCAAUACCAAACGAUGAUUUAUCUAUGGAUUGGGAUGAAGAAUGGUUUCCAGACGUUGAGUUCGACUCAAAAACAGAAAAGAUGGGUUCUACGUUGGAUCUAUCGGCAUGGAAACGGUGUAAAGUACUGGAAGCACAGCAAGUAGGGAAUCAAUUCAUUAAAGUGACUCUGGAAGGUAAACGUUGUAAACAAAGGGCUGUUUGCCAUCUGCUACCCCCAUGGAACUCGAUUGAAGGCAUUGUAGCGGGGCUUACAGUAUCAGUGUUAGCCAUCAAAGAGAAUUCGCUUUCGGAUCACUUUGUAGUAAAUUCUGAACGUGGCUUUUUCGUUACCAAUCCGGAUCUGCUAGUUUCCGGCACUACAGUAGUCGGAUCACUAUUUUGCCAACGACGUGGAGUUCUGCAGGAACUAUUCCGCAUGUCAGAGGCGGAAAAUGAACAGAUGGUGAUUGGAACGUUGGCACAUUGCAUUUUUCAACGAUGUCUCGUAGAUAAAUCCUGCAAGACAUUGAAAGAUGUCGAAACUGUCGCUAAAGAUGUUCUGAAGUCACGAAAAAUCAUUUCCACCCUGUAUGCUAUGAAACUCACCGUGCCGGAGGCAUUCCGCUUAGUGGAACCGUAUCUGAAGCAAAUUGAAAGUUUCCUGCAUCAACACCUGCAAAGUAACGCUGCAUGUAAAUUCGAGAAGCUUGAGAAUGGUUCUGGGCCGACAAAAAUUUUGAUAAGCGAAGUAAACGAUAUAGAGGAAAACAUUUGGUGCCAUCAGUUGGGAAUCAAGGGCCGAAUCGAUGCAACCGUGUCCGUCGUACGCGACCAAGCAGGCAAAAGCUAUGAAACGAUGCCGCUGGAACUGAAAACAGGUCGUGCAAGCAAUUCGUUCGAGCACCUUGGUCAACUGGCGUUGUACGAAAUGAUGAUGGAACUGGUUGGCCAUAAAGUUAGCGCCGGUCUGCUAUUAUACUUGCGCGAUGGGAAAUGUAACCGGAUUGUAUCAAACCGCAACAUGAAGCGAGACUUGAUUAUGUUGCGAAAUGAAGUUGCCCGUUAUUUAAGUAUCUGGAUGAUUCCAAAUGUGAUGGACAAAACUACUAACUGCGAGGAAUCAUUGCUACCGAUGCAGCCCACACUACCGGCUCCUAUUAAUAACGAACGAGCGUGUCCGAAAUGUCCUUACAGUACGGUUUGCGUCGCUCUGGCCAAACGUGAACAUGAGUUUCCUACCUAUUCCACCAACCAAGGAUUCUCUUCGGUAGCUGACGAAGCGUGUGGUCAUUUAAAAAACAGUGAUCUUGACUACUUUGUCCGUUGGACUGGACUCAUCUACCUAGAGGUACAAGAUUCGACACAAUCUCACCUGGAGCGAGAUAUUUGGAGCUUAACACCACAAGAACGAUACGUAAAUGGAUGGUGCAUUACGGGGCUUACACUGCUUAGUCCGGUGCAUGCUGUCGAUGAAGCAUAUUAUCAUACAUUCACCUUAGCUCAACCGACUUUAAAUUCUGACGCAGAGAAGUUUGUGGAUGAACGCGAUAGAGUGUCUCAAUUGGUUGAGAUUUUCCAAUUGGGCGAAUACGUGAUUUGCAGCACUACGAAACGGAUUGCCGUUGCUGCUGGACAUGUAAUCAGUUUGGUCGGUAACGAGCUCGUUGUAGCGUUCGAACGAGAUCUGUCCGUUAACUAUAGUGGAGAACAAUUUAUUCUGGAUCAACAUGUUACGAGCAGCGGUAGAUCGUCAGGAUUCGAGUUUGUCAACUUGGCUAUGCUGCUCAGCAACGAUGAUACGGUAGCAAGAUAUCGCAGAAUAAUCAUCGACCGUGAAAGGCCUACCUUUUCCGACGGGUUCCUUUGCAAAUCGAUGAUUCCCAAAGCCAAAGAGAUAUUGAAAAAUCUUAACCGACACCAGAAGCAGGCAGCACUCAAAGCAGCCGCCACAGACUCGUACUGUUUGCUGAAGGGAUUGCCUGGUACAGGCAAAACGCAAACUAUUGUCGGGCUUAUACGCUUGCUAUCGCUUCUGGGCCAAUCGAUUCUGUUGACCAGUAAUACGCAUUCGGCGGUUGAUAAUAUAUUAAAACGUUUGCUACCCUUUAAAGAGCUAAGCUUCAUUCGAAUUGGUACUUUAGACCGAAUCGAUCCGGCCAUAAGAGAGUACGCGGAACCAAUUCUAGCUGAGAAUGCAGACAGCCCUGAAAAAUUGGCUGAAUUGUACGGGAAAUUUCAAAUAAUCGCAGUAACAUGCAAAGGAACCGGCCACGCAAUGAUUGCUCAGCGAACGUUCGAUUAUUGCAUCGUGGAUGAAGCGACCCAAGUUUUCCAAGCUAGCAUUAUCCGUCCUUUACUACGUUGCAAGAAAUUUCUGUUGGUCGGCGACCCAGAACAGCUGCCGCCCGUCGUCAAAUCGGCUAAAGCACGGUCUCUUGGAGCCACAGAAAGUUUAUUCCAUCGGUUGGAUCAGGAAGAGUCCUUCUGUGUGCUUCCAACGCAGUAUCGAAUGAAUCGUAUUUUGACCAAGCUGGCAAAUGAUUUUACGUACGACGGCAAACUGGUGUGUGGCAACGAUGUAAUUGCUAACGCGACGCUCAAACUACCCAACCUGCAAACGGUUCGCAGAAUAUAUGAAGUUGAGCGGUGGCUAAUGAAAACGAUUUCGAACCAAAUCGAUCUAUCGGCAGUCGUUGUGGAUACUGGCAAUACGCAUCAGCUGAAUUUGAGCUAUCGACAAUUAAACGAACCGGCUGACGACAGACGAGAUCAUGCGACAAAAAGUCACAUGAAAUGUGCCAACAUUUUUGAAGUUGCCCUCGUGGUAUAUAUCUGCCAAGCAUUAUUGCGAGCUGGCGUUAGCGAGGCAUCGAUCGGCAUAAUAGCACCGUUUCGUGCACAGGUAGAUUUAAUUCGAACGAAAAUUUUAAAACUAUCGGACAGCCACAAGUCGGUAGCAGAAAUGGUGCACUCGCCCUCACACGACGAUAAUAUUGCGAGUGACAAACAAACGCUCAUUCAUGGCUCUUGCGCCAUAGAAGUUAACACGGUGGAUCAGUAUCAGGGAAAGGAUAAAAAGAUAAUAAUAUUUUCUUGCACAAAGUCAUUUAGUCACCCUCCCGCUUCCGAUAAAGAUUGUGCAGCAGCAGCAGCCCGAGCAGAAGGAGAAAUUCUCAACGACAAACGAAGAUUAACCGUUGCGAUCACUAGAGCACAGGAAAAGUUCAUUGUCGUCGGUGAUAUGGCCACACUGAAUUCGUCGUACAGUACGUUCCAAAAGUUAUUUAGUGUUAUGAACAAAGUGAGCAGUGUUCCCAUCGUAGAUAAAAAGGAAGGCUUUGAGUGGGCGAAUGUGAUGGAAUUGCUAGCUUCCUUGUCGGAAUAG